GCCUGUGUUGCUUGGAAAGCUGUCCCCCUGCAAGGAUUCCUCCGACAGAGGUCUCGUGCCCUGGGGCGGCUAGGCUACGGUGUCCUCCCGCCCGGCUGUGCCCUGUUCUCCCCUUCGUGCUCAUCUGCCAUCUCUCACCUGGUCCCGAGAGGUCCGGAGGGCAUCAGUGUGGGUGACAAUGGUGGCACAUGCAGUGUGGAGAGUCCCCAAUGGUCCUGGCACCAUUGGAAUCCCGGCCACAGCACCAGGUGCCCACAGUCACCCCUGAGUUUGCACUGCGUGGAGAGCUAAAGCCCAAGUGACCGUCCGGGCUCGCCCCACUGAGGUGGGGGCCUGGUUGACCCGGCUCUGUCUCGUUCCCAAGCGCACCCUCAUCACGAAGCUAGCCGUGAAGGGACGAGCUGGACAGCAGACCUAGGACAUGCGGCACAGAUGUCGCGUCCUGUCCUGGAACACAGAUCAAAUGUGUUGCCAUGUAGUCCGGGUAUUCUGAGCAGCGGGUCUCAGAGGAGGCACCUGAUAGCAAACGACCUCUCUGCACUCAUGCUGCAGACGGAGCUGCUCGGGCCAGGGUCAGCUGGGGCAGGGCGAUGUGGCUCGUGACGCUCGACACACGUGGGAGGGUCCCGGGUGUGCAUCCGAGGGCUGGGGCGGGUACGCGUGUGUGUGUGAUCCAGGCUGGGGUGGAUGUGGUGUGAAGGGCAUACCUGUCAUAAGUACCCCCUUUAUUUCUCUUGGAAGAAAUAAAUACGCUUUGAGGGGAAAAAAUGGCAAAAAGAGGCGCUGUUUUUUGUGGCCGUGUGAGCCCGGAGCGAAAUGCCGGGCGGAAGCGGGAAGGAGCGCAGCAGCCCCCCGCCCGCCGGCCGACGCAGUGGCUGAGUCUCCGGGACCUUUCAUGUUUUCGUGUCUUCUCGGGCCGGUGUCCAGACUCCCUGGGUAUGCGGGUGCCCCAGGCCAGCUUCUGAGAGGUGAGCCUGCGCUCUCCUGUUGGCGCAUCUGUGAGGUCCCACGUGUGCUUCUUGCAAGGAUGUGUGACCGCAACGGCGGCCGGCGGCUUCGCCAGUGGCUGAUUGAGCAGAUCGACAGCAGCAUGUACCCGGGGCUGAUCUGGGAGAGCGACGAGAAGAACAUGUUCCGGAUCCCGUGGAAGCACGCCGGCAAGCAGGACUACAACCAGGAAGUGGACGCCUCCAUCUUCAAGGCCUGGGCAGUCUUUAAGGGGAAGUUUAAAGAAGGGGACAAAGCUGAACCAGCCACUUGGAAGACGAGGUUACGCUGUGCUUUGAACAAGAGCCCAGAUUUUGAGGAAGUGACAGACCGGUCCCAGCUGGACAUUUCUGAGCCAUACAAAGUUUACCGAAUCGUCCCCGAGGAAGAGCAAAAAUGCAAGCUGGGUGCUGCACCUCCGAGCUGCGUGAACGAGGUCACGGAGAUGGAGUGCGGGCGCUCGGAAAUCGACGAGCUGAUCAAGGAGCCUUUGGUGGACGACUACAUGGGGGUGAUCAAAAGGAGCCCCUCACCCCCGGAGGCCUGUAGGAGCCAGCUCCUCCCAGACUGGUGGGCACAGCAGCCUGGCACAGGUUUGUCGCUGGUGACGGGGUACGCUGCCUACGACGCACACCAUGCAGCCUUCUCCCAGAUGGUGAUCAGCUUCUACUACGGGGGCAAGCUGGUGGGCCAGACCACCACCACCUGCCCCGAGGGCUGCCGCCUGUCCCUGAGCCAGCCCGGGCUGCCGGGCGCCAAGGUGUACGGGCCCGAGGGCCUGGAGCUGGUGCGCUUCCCGCCGGCCGACGCCAUCCCCAGCGAGCGGCAGAGGCAGGGGCCCCCGACAGCGGGGCAGGUGACCCGGAAGCUGUUCGGCCACCUGGAGCGCGGCGUGCUCCUGCACAGCAGCCGGCAGGGCGUGUUCGUGAAGCGGCUCUGCCAGGGCCGCGUGUUCUGCAGUGGCAACGCCGUGGUGUGCAAGGGCCGGCCCAACAAGCUGGAGCGCGACGAGGUGGUCCAGGUCUUCGACACCAGCCUGUUCUUCCGAGAAAUGCAGCAGUUCUGUGACAGCCAGGGCCGGCUCCCCGACAGCAGGGUGGUGCUGUGCUUCGGGGAGGAGUUUCCAGACAUGGCCCCCUUGCGCUCCAAACUCAUCCUGGUGCAGAUCGAGCAGCUCUAUGUACGGCAGCUGGUGGAGGAGACCGGGAAGGGCUGCGGGGCCGGCUCCAUGAUGCAGGCCCCCGAGGAGCCCCCGCCGGACCAGGUCUUCCGGAUGUUCCCGGAUAUUUGCGCUUCACACCAGAGACCCUUCUUCCGAGAAAACCAGCAGAUCACCGUCUGAGUGUCUCGGGCAGCCCCUGCCUGCACCCUGUUGUGUCACUGCGACAGUGACUGUCAGGUCAUUGCGGCGGAUCCCUCUGACCGGGCGGGUGCUUUACUUUGUCCUUAACUCAGUAAGGCAUUCUCUGAGAGCUGGCACGGAGGCAGAGGGCCGCCGCCGGUGUGCGGGCGUGGUUGGAGACCGUGGACGCUUACACCGCGUGAUCUGGGAGCUGUGACUAUCCCCUGUGGCUAGCAGUGCUGUCUCUGCCUUUCCCCCUAAUUAUCGAUAGUGACAUGACUCCUGCGUUCAGGGCUAAUCGGCAUCUCCAGAGCCUUGCCGUUUAAUCCUGCUAGCAGAUAACUGCUUCAGGUAGAGGGUCUGGACUCUGAAACCCGCCUGUAAGAGCAGGGCUGGUUUUCACCUCUAUCUCGAGUAACAGGCUGACGAUUUCACAUGCGUGAUUCUAUGUGUAGUGUCUUUUGACUUCCAUUUUUAAGAGAGAUUUUGCCUAUAAAGUGAGAACUCACCCUCCAGGGGGAUGGCCAAGCUGCAGUCCCUUCUCCUUUCUCCUCUUGAGGUUUUGGGCACCCAUGCGUACAUGCCCAGCGU
Molecule: messenger RNA, 2920 nt
Organism: Tupaia belangeri chinensis (Chinese tree shrew)
Lineage: Eukaryota; Metazoa; Chordata; Mammalia; Scandentia; Tupaiidae
Gene: IRF8
Product: interferon regulatory factor 8
Exons: 8
Coding region: 896-2329 (477 amino acids)
Biological process (GO): regulation of transcription by RNA polymerase II; immune system process
Cellular component (GO): nucleus
Molecular function (GO): DNA-binding transcription factor activity, RNA polymerase II-specific; RNA polymerase II cis-regulatory region sequence-specific DNA binding; protein binding
Source: RefSeq, a predicted model, not a curated record